Ziziphus jujuba (common jujube) is the source of this 1650-nucleotide messenger RNA. RefSeq names its product cytochrome P450 CYP749A22. NCBI's taxonomy places the organism in Eukaryota, Viridiplantae, Streptophyta, Magnoliopsida, Rosales, Rhamnaceae. The transcript is spliced from 5 exons. The record is from RefSeq and is a predicted model, not a curated record. Gene Ontology annotation, molecular function: oxidoreductase activity, acting on paired donors, with incorporation or reduction of molecular oxygen; iron ion binding; monooxygenase activity. The annotation marks the transcript as partial.
CAUAAGGGUAGAUCAAAAAGGGCAAGAAAGCCAAAAACGAAAAAAAGAAAAAAACAGAAGAGGUCAUUGGGAGAUCCUGCUAUGAUUUUUUUAAGCUUUAUAGUCCUCUGUCUUCUGUUAAUUCUUAUCAAGAUAUUUCAUAAACUAUGGUGGAUUCCUUAUCGCAUGCAAUAUUUGAUGGGCUUACAAGGAAUCAAAGGCCCAUCUUACAUAUUCAUCCAUGGAAGCACCAAAGAAAUAUCAAGGAUGAGAAUUGAAGCCAUGGCUACCCCUUUGGGUUUAUCACAUGCCAUAUUCUCCAAAGUUCAGCCUCAUAUUGACUUCUGGCUCAAUAGAUAUGGAAAGGUUUAUCUUCAGUGGAUCGGAGCUCGAGCUGAACUGGUUGUAGCGGAUCAGGAAUUGAUCAAAGAAAUACUUAAUAAUAAAGAUGGAGCCUUUCAAAAGAGUGACAUUCAAAGCUUUUUAAAGAAGAUAUUUGGAGAUGGCCUUCUGAGUACUAACGGUGAGAAAUGGGCGGAUUUGCGGAAACUAGCCAAUUGUGCCUUUCAUGGAGAGAGUUUGAAAGGUAUGUUUCCUGCUAUGAUCUCUACUGUUGAGAUGAUGCUGGAAAGUUGGAAAUCAUAUGAAGGUAAAGAGGUGGAGGUAUUUCAAGAAUUCAGAUUGUUGACUUCAGAAGUAAUUUCUAGAACAGCAUUUGGAAGCAGUUACAUGAAAGGGAAGGAUAUUUUUGAGAUGCUGACGAAAUUGACCUCUAUAGCGUCUGAAAAUCUUCACAAAGUUAGGUUCCCUGGCCUCAGCAAGUUUUUAAAGACUGGCGCUGAGAUUGAAUCAGAAAUGCUUGAGAAAAGAAUUCGCAACUGCAUUAUUGAAAUAAUCAAGGAAAGAGAACAGAAUGUAACUAGUUGUGAAGACAGCAGCUUUGGGGCCGAUUACCUUGGAUUACUUUUGAAGGCUCAUCACGAUGCCAAUGACAGCCAGAGAAUUUCAGUGGACGAUCUGGUUGAUGAGUGUAAAACGUUUUAUGUUGCAGGACAAGAAACUACUAACUCCUUACUUGCAUGGACUGUCUUUCUUCUAGCAAUCCACCCAGAUUGGCAAGAGGAAGUUAGAAAGGAGGUGCUCAGUUUGUUUGGCCAUGAAAAUCCAAAUCCAGAAGGCAUUGCGAAACUAAAAACAAUGGGCAUGGUUUUCAAUGAAUCUCUGAGAUUAUAUCCUCCUAUUAUUGGCAUUAUGAGAAAAGUUGGAAGGGAGAUUAGACUAGGAAACCUGAUUCUUCCAGCUAACCUUAACCUGUUUAUAUCACCUUUACCACUUCAUCAUGACCCACAAAUAUGGGGAGAAGAUGUGCAUCAGUUCAAGCCAGAAAGAUUCUCUGAAGGGGUUGCUGAAGCCACUAAAAACAACCCAGCAGCAUUUUUCCCAUUUGGAAUGGGGCCUCGACAUUGUGUGGGCAACAAGUUUGCUAUAACUCAAGCAAAGAUUGCUUUUUCUAUGAUUCUUCAACGCUACACCUUCACCCUUUCUCCAGCCUAUGUACACUCGCCAUUUCAGUUUUCUACACUUAAUCCACGACAUGGAAUACAAGUGAUAUUACAGCCACUGUAAAAACCAUUGAUGCAUUUGAAAACUCAGUAAAAUUUGAUUUGAGCC